Physcomitrium patens is the source of this 1760-nucleotide messenger RNA. RefSeq lists its product as uncharacterized. Lineage: Eukaryota; Viridiplantae; Streptophyta; Bryopsida; Funariales; Funariaceae. The record is from RefSeq and is a predicted model, not a curated record.
UCUGUAUUUGGACGAUUCAUGCACUGUGUCGCAGGUGUACUGUGGCUAUGGAUAAUUCGUGAGUGAACAUGAAUGUAGUAUCCUACUUUUCUUGUGAAGUCGAUUUCGUCACUUUUUGAACCAGUACUUUGCGUGCAAUUCCUCGCAUUCACGUCAGAAAUCGAUCCUUUGGUCCCUUGAAAUUGUCUCUCCCUUUGAUAGAAAACUCAGUUGCCGUUAGAUUGCCACACUCAGAGGAAUCCAGCAAUUCUUUUCUUCGAAUUUCUUGCUUGAUUGAUUGAUGGAUUGCAGCGAGUGGGUAGAAUUGCCAGGGCUUUGUGACAAGUCUGUAUGGCUGCCAGUGUUGGCUGUUUGCGGAUUGAUUGAGGAGGUUUACUGCAGUGUAAUAUGAAAUUGAGAUUGCAAACGCAUCACUGAAUUUUGUUUUAUUUUGUGUUUCUGAACCUGGAGAUUGCACAUGAGAUCGGGAAACUGAUGCCACUGAGUCAGUGUUGGUGAGAGUCUUGGGAGGAGUUGGUAGUUUGAAACGUUGCUGUCGGAACACUGAGAUAAUGUUUCUUCACGCACACACACAUUUUCUAUCUAGCACUCGAGGCAAUUAUUUGCUCCCUCGGAUGCAGUGCAGCUCCAGCUCCUCACAACCGGUUACCCGGAAUCUGGUGAACCAUAGCAACGUGUUCCGCUGCUGCGCAGUUACUUCUGAAAAUCAUGGCUUCGAAGACUCAGGCGAUAGUGGCUCCCUGACUGCUAGCUCUACUCCGCGGUUGACGAAUUCUGCAGUUUCUAAUGGAAACCAUGCGGCUCACUUGCACGAAUUUGAGAGUAUUUCUGAUCUUCUAUUGAAAGUUGCAAAGGCUCCUUUGGGCAAGGAACAAUGGAUUCAGACUGUUGAGAGUAGGAUCGAAAAGGCUAUUUUUGAUUUCCGGUUCCUUACCCUGACUGCGAUCGUUGGCUCGUUAGUAGGGUCCUUACUUUGCUUCGUCAAGGGGUGUGGAUUCAUAUGUGAAUCGUUCAUUUCAUACUUUGAGAUGUGUUUGAAUGGAUUGCACACGGGAAAUGUAAUCCUCCGACUUGUCGAAGCAGUUGACGUGUACCUUGUGGGAACUGUGAUGCUCAUAUUUGGAAUGGGCUUAUAUGGACUGUUCAUUAGCAACGAAUCAAAUGACGGAAAAAGUGAUCGUGCAUUGAAGAAUACUACCCUCUUCGGUAUGUUUGCACUCACGCGUCGGCCACUGUGGAUGCGGAUUACAACCCUUGACACAUUAAAAACAAAGCUGGGGCAUGUCAUUGUGAUGAUUCUUCUCGUGAAACUAUUUGAGAAAAGCAAGACGGUGCAAAUCAGAAGCUCGAUGGAUUUACUGUGUUACUCCAUAUCCAUUUUUUUGUCGUCUGCCUCACUAUUUGUGUUGCAGCGACUACAUGCGUCCUAAACCGUAUCAUAAGUUGGGAUUGGGCUCUUAGAAUCUCGAGUGCUAAUGCAUACUCAUUGUAAUUAUCUUGCAUACUACCCUUAUCAACUUACAGUCAGUGAAACUUUCUCAGUAUAUUCGUAUUAUUAGGGAGCAGCUUCAUUUUCUUAAAGUUCUUUUCAAUCAGCACGUGAUUUACGUAUAAAAUCUGGGUCUUCCAGGAUAGCAGACCUACAAAUUAAACUCAGUGGAUAAGAAGGCAAGGCUUCAAUGGGUCAUGUGCAAUAUCUCGUGAAGUCAGUGUGUAACUGCUAUCUUUUUUUAUUUAAACAAGUGUUAAAAUCCAUGGUA